Fusarium coffeatum is the source of this 2220-nucleotide messenger RNA. RefSeq lists its product as uncharacterized. The transcript has 5 exons. The record is from RefSeq and is a predicted model, not a curated record. Lineage: Eukaryota; Fungi; Ascomycota; Sordariomycetes; Hypocreales; Nectriaceae. Bases 1 to 2220 code for a protein of 739 amino acids.
AUGGCUAGCAAUACUCGCCGGCGCAUCAUAUUGCCGGACCCCUCAGCAGAUGAACGUCGCCCUUUACUGAGUAGGCUCAGUACUGGCGGCCCCACGAACCGCGAGGCCCUGUAUAGUUGCAUGACAGACCCCCAUAGCCAUUUGCCCGUGUAUACCAACAUUCACCGUAUCCGUCGCGAUAUCAUCAGCGUUGUUGAGGAUUAUCUGAGCCUCGCCCAGCUGCAGGACCUGAGAAUUAAUGUUACAGUUGUCCGGCCCUUGGUUGAUAAGUUCUAUGGCCUCAACGACAUUUCCAUCAUAUACUGCUUGCUGGUCAAUCGUGCACAGUUCCUGGAUGAGCAGUCUCAUUUGAACAACCGCCACAAUGUUAACUUCACUCGUGCUACUCUGUGUGAGCUCAUCGCUACGCGCAUCCUGCGACGCUUUGGUGAAAUGCAUGACGACGGCCAUGAUGGCCUCCUACUACUGGCUCACAUCCUCGUGGCAGGCUUCGAGCCCUUCCAGAAUGCUCCAGACGAGAUUCGAGAUGAGGCAGAACGGACAACUUCCUGGGUUGAUUAUAAGACACUGCCCUCUUUAGAGAUCGCCAUCGUCACAGAGAGCAAGCAUUUCCUAAGCUCAGCCACUUGCCAAAAAGUGGUCAAUGCCAUUUACGAGGGACGCAUUGUUUAUACUCCUUCGACAUUCUGGGACAUCAUUCCUGAUCACUACAAGCUGAAGCCUAUUUCCAUUUACGACCCUCGCGAGUCACCCCUCCUUAACCAGUAUCGUCUAAUCGUCCCUCGUACCCGAAAUGUCCUCGAGUCUAUUCAGUUCGCCGUGUUACUCGCCCUCUAUGUCGCCGUCAUGGUUCUAAGGAGGAAGAACCGCUAUGGGCCAACUGAAGCUGCUUUUUCUAUCUUCGCUUUUGGAUGGGGAUUGGAUCAGUUUGCCACUAUCUUGGCACAUGGAUGGAACGUAUAUACCCAAAACCUCUGGUCAUUCCUCGAUGUGGCUUUUGUCUUUAUUUAUUGGGCAUAUCUCAUCCUGCGGUUCCUUGGUUGGAAACUGGGCGAUGCCAACAUGGACGAGCAGGCAUUUGAUGUGUUGGCGCUCGCAGCUCCCGUAUUGGUUCCGCGCCUGGCCUUUAAUUUGCUUAGUGACAACCUGGUGUUUUUGUCUCUAAGGUCAAUGAUGGCAGAUUUCUUCUUCCUAACAGCCCUCUCUGCCUGGUGCUUCUUGGGAUUUUUGCUAUCGCUUCUUUGGCUUGGUGAAGGAGCACACCCUAUUCUGACAAUAUCGAAAUGGAUGAUCUACAUCUGGUUUGGACUAGAUGGCACAGGUAUACAUCGAUCGACCGAGUUUCACUGGCUACUGGGACCUUCUGUUAUGGUUGCAUUCGCUUUCCUAGGAAAUACGCUCUUCCUUACUAUUUUGGUCUCUAUGCUGUCCAACACCUUCAGUACUAUUUCGACCAAUGCUAUAGCAGAAACCAGCUUCCGACGAGCGGUCCUUACUCUUGAAGGCGUCAAAGCCGACGCUGUAUUUGCGUAUCAGCCGCCCUUCAACAUCCUCGCUGUUUUCCUAUUUAUACCUCUUAAGUUCGUCGUGAGCCCGCGCUGGUUCCACAAGAUCCAUGUUACGGCUGUCAAGAUCUUGAACUUGCCUCUGCUCCUGAUCAUCGCUGUUGCCGAACGUCGGAUACUUUGGCCUUCUCGAUCGAUCGAAGAUCCUAGCGAGAUCAAAGCUCCGCCGCCUACCAAGAGCCAAUUCUGGAAGAAAUGGCGAUUGACGGUCCACCGAGAUCUUCGCGCUGUGUUCCAAGUCCCGCCACCUGACACUGUACACGAUGAUAUUGCAGUCGACGAUGACCUUACUCACCAUCUCAUCCGUCGCCAGUUCACACGUGGAGCCACGAAUGAGAUAGAACCACGAAGUAUGGAACCUCAAAGCCGUCCUGAUCCUGGAGGCCGACGCCCAUCGAGACGAGACUCCAUGUUUCCCGGCAUUCCGCCACAGAAACUGCGCGGAUCGUUCUCUGAAAAUGAUAUGUUUGAGGGAACAUCGGAUAGAAUAGCCAAGAUGGAGAAGUCGAUACGUCGCAUGGAAGCUAUGUUAUCGCGCUUAGUUCCGUCCGUGGAAGACGCCAUCAGUGACGAGGAGCUGGAAGAGAGUGGCACACUUAGAGGGGAAAACACUGCCGAGUCAUCGUUUAGGGGCGGGGAAGAUCAAGAUUCAUAG